CAGUGUGUUUCCCAGCGGAACUAGUAUGAUAAUGACUGCCUCCUUGAUAAUAUGCUCGGCAAUCGACAUUUCGUUUAUCUCCUUAAUCGAGUUCGCAUCUCUUCGAAAAAAAAAAAGCACAGAUUAAAAUAUUGAGGAAAAAUAUACGAGAACCCAUAAUAACUCGUCGGCAUAUUGAACAAAAUAACUGGAUUGACGCUCGGACCGACUCGACGUUUGCCAGUGCCGUGAUAAAUCUAUUAUAUUAAUGUUGUUAAACAACGUCAAAUUAAAUGUGUGUUUUCAAGUUGGGGCUCACAAAGGAACGUAGAAGAAAUUUUUAUAGAUACAUCGGUGUGUGCGAAUGGUUUGGCGCAGUAGGAAAUAAAGAAUAAAAAAUCAUGCUGCAGACGUUUUUUUUAGUCGUGACGUCGAUCCUGCAAAUACAAAGUUUAGAAUUUGGAGAGAGUUGUUUCGCAAAUGAUGAACCGGGAACGUGUAUCGCCCUCUCAGAAUGCAAGCCAGUUUUAUCAUACAUCGAAAAGUUUGGAAAUCAAAUCCCUAAUAAUUUGCUACAGAAGUUUCAAGAUCUGACGUGCGGCUAUGACCACAGCGAUCCCCUGGUUUGCUGCACUACAUCCCAACACAUAACUGGAUACUUUAAUGAUUUCGGUAAUCAAAAUGGCGGGACUAGCGUACCGAAACGACCGAAGCCCGUUCCUACUAGUAACAGCGGUAAUUGGGGCGGUCAACCAAGCAAGGAACAAACAACAAGCAACCGACCGACUACUGCUGAUACUGAUAUUAAUAAGAGCGGCCGUGAUGACGACUUUCCGGACAUUCGUCAGAACCCCAACUUGAGUUUAUUAUCAAGUAAUUGUGGAACGAUAGAAAGCGAUAGAAUAUUCGGAGGGAAUCGUACCCGACUGUUCGAGAUGCCGUGGAUGGUGCUUCUUUCCUACGAUUCAGAUCGUGGAACAAAAUUGAAUUGCGGAGGAACACUUAUAAACGAAUGGUAUGUUUUAACGGCCGCGCAUUGUGUAUCGUUCUUAGGAAAUAGAUUAACAUUAAAACACGUUAUCCUGGGAGAAUAUGACACAAGGCAAGAUCCUGACUGCGAAAGAUCGGAAGGAAAGGAAUAUUGUGCGGCUGGUAUAAUCACGGCAGAAUUCGACGAAGUAAUUCCUCAUACAGGCUACACACCACAAACAUUAAUCGAUGAUAUAGCAUUAAUCAGACUGAAAGAGCCUGCCGACUUUGAUUUAGAUAAUAUUAAAGCGAUUUGCUUACCGAUUACUCCUGAACUGCAAAGGGAGCCUCUUGUUGAUAACUUUGGCGUGGUAGCAGGUUGGGGAGUGACAGAAGAAGGACUACAAUCUCCUGUUUUACUUAGUGUACAGCUGCCAAUUCUCAGCAAAGAAAAAUGUUUGCAAGACUAUUCCCAAUAUUCCCUUAAAAUCAACGACAAGCAGCUCUGCGCCGGCGGCUUGCACGAUAAGGAUUCAUGCGCCGGGGAUUCUGGUGGCCCUUUGCUGUAUCCAGGGAAAGUUGGCUCAACUGGCGUCCGAUAUGUUCAGAGAGGCAUAGUCUCGUUUGGGUCGAAGCGGUGUGGUAUCAGCCUGCCAGGAGUGUACACGAAUGUCGCAUACUACAUGGAUUGGAUCUUGAAUAAUAUUAGAAGUUGACGCGUUGUAUUUAAGGAAACUAGUCUUAUAUUAAACUUAUCAUAAAUGUCAAAAUCGAUUUGUAGUAUCAUGUAGUCAAGCCUGUUCUGCCAUAAAUUAUCAAGUGAAUGACGUAACGAGUGUAUUUUUUUAUUGGUAGCCAUUGAAAAUAUGUAUGCAGUGUUUUUAAGAUGUAUUUGGAAUGUUUUUGAUGAUACAUUAGAUCGCGUUGGUCGUGUUGUUUGAUUAUUAUAUUACAGUUGAAACUCAUCUAAUUUUGCUUUAAUUUUUUAUUUGUAUUUUUUUUGUUUUUGUAUCAUUUUUAUUUAUACUAUUAUAUUUUGGUGCUAUUAUAACUUGUGUGAAAGAUAGUGAGUAUUUUUUUGUAUUUAAGCUGACGUUUAAGCGGAGUCAUAAUGG
Bombyx mandarina (wild silkworm) is the source of this 2063-nucleotide messenger RNA. Its product is annotated as CLIP domain-containing serine protease HP8. Gene Ontology annotation, biological process: proteolysis. The record is from RefSeq and is a predicted model, not a curated record. Gene Ontology annotation, molecular function: serine-type endopeptidase activity. Lineage: Eukaryota; Metazoa; Arthropoda; Insecta; Lepidoptera; Bombycidae.